Molecule: messenger RNA, 618 nt
Organism: Zophobas morio
Lineage: Eukaryota; Metazoa; Arthropoda; Insecta; Coleoptera; Tenebrionidae
Exons: 3
Coding region: 78-548 (156 amino acids)
Source: RefSeq, a predicted model, not a curated record
UAGAUUAGGAAAACCAUUGUGAUCCUUAAUAUAAAUAGAGAUUUUCAGGCAGCUCUAUUAGUACAUAUCCAGCAGAGAUGAAACAAUUUAACAGAUCGGUUUCAAUUUUUUUUCUUCUGUGGACUGCAAUAGUGGCACAGGAGUGCUACCUAGAGAGACCCUUCUACAUCAAAUCCAUAAUAGGAGGUUUGACCCUUGAUGGUUUGAACCCAGAUAAUGUUAAAGUAUCGGACUUUGGCGGCUAUUCAUACCAGCGGUGGAUAUUUGAAUAUGGUGAUAAACCGGGGCAUUUUUUCAUAGUAAAUGCGUAUAAUGGAUUGGUACUCGACGUUCAAAACUCUAACAGAGACCCUAAUAUCAUUUUGAAUACAAAAAGUAACUCUUUAAGUCAGCAGUGGAUACUCAACUGGAACGGCACUAUUCUUAAUGUAUACUAUGGACGGAAUAUGGAUAUUUAUCAGGGCGAUUUUUUUCCUGGAAACAUUGUUAUAGUAUAUCCAGAUAAUGGAUUAAAGCAGCAACAAUGGACUCUGCAUGAAGUGUCUUGAAACCACAUCACACUGUAGACUGUUAACUGUUAACCAUAAAAGACAAAUAAAUGUAGACUGUGUGAGGUAA